AUGGUAAAAAGCAACAGAGAUGAGUUGCAGGUACAGGAAUUGAUAGAAGAGACUCAGGGCCAGUUCUGCAUCUUCUUUGCAUGCUUGUUAUCACCCAGGCACAACUUUGAAUUGUCUGCACUGUGGAGCAGGAGCAGGACUCCUUGCAGGAGCUCUGAUUACAUCAGAGAUGCACUGCAGAAUUCAAAAUACUGCAGAGGACACUGGGGGGGAAACAACACUUGCAGUGGAAUUUUAUCAUGUUUCUCAUGAGUUCUAUUUCUUUCCCUCAGAAGGGCAUCUUUAAUAAUUCUUUUCCCAUUGCCUCGGAGUCUGGCAUCCUUCCUGACUUUUGGCUGCAAGUAUGUACCACUCCUGGUGUGGUUUAUAAACCCAGCUUCUGAAAAGGAGGGUCCUGUGGCUCAGCAAGUGGCCCUGGCAGGGGGGCUGUCCCUGGGGUGCACAUCCAAGGGAGAAGACACUCGCAGAAGCAGCGAAGGGAUGCAAAGUUGUCUUCCAAGAUGACUCUUAUGCCUGGAGAAAAUUCCGACUAUGACUAUAGCGCCCUGAGCUGUACUUCAGAUGCUUCCUUCAACCACACGUUCUUUCCAGAAUCCGAAACCCUCAAGGGAGUGUUUUACCAAAGAGCCAGGCUAAUCCACCCUCAGGAGGAUCUCCUCAAAGGCUUCCACCCCGACGACCGCAAGCGCCACAUCAUCAUCAACGUGGGCGGCAUCAAGUACCUGCUGCCCUGGACCACGCUGGACGAGUUCCCGCUGACACGCCUGGGACAGCUCAAGUUCUGCACUAACUUUGACGACAUUCUGAACAUCUGUGACGAUUACGACGUGACGUGCAACGAAUUCUUCUUCGACCGCAACCCGGGGGCGUUCAGGACCAUCCUGACCUUCCUGAGGGUUGGCAAACUGCGGCUCCUGCGGGAGAUGUGCGCGCUGUCCUUCCAAGAGGAGCUGCUCUACUGGGGCAUUGAGGAAGACAACUUGGACUGGUGUUGUAAAAGGAGAUACCUGCAAAAAAUGGAGGAGCUCACAGAGAUUAAUGAACGGGAGGAUGACCUCCUAGAAAAUGAAACAACAGGUGAAACAGUAGAGGAGACAAAAAUUGGUUUGUGCAUGAAAAAGUUGCAAGACAUGGUGGAAAGGCCCCAGUCUGGCCUUCCUGGAAAGGUGUUUGCGUGUUUGUCUGUUUUGUUUGUAACUAUUACAGCAGUGAACUUAUCCAUCAGCACCAUGCCUGACCUGAGGGAGGAGGAGGAAAAGGGUGAGUGUUCCCAGAUGUGCUACAAUAUUUUCAUUGUGGAGUCCGUGUGUGUGGCAUGGUUCUCCCUGGAGUUCCUGCUCAGAUUCAUCCAGGCCAAGAGCAAGUUCUCGUUCCUGCGGCGGCCGCUGACACUGAUAGACAUAAUCGCCAUCCUGCCCUACUACAUCACCCUGCUGGUGGACACGGGCUCCGAGGGCUCCAAGAAGCCCAGCUCGGGCAACAUCUACCUGGACAAGGUGGGGCUGGUGCUGCGGAUCCUGCGGGCGCUGCGCAUCCUGUACGUGAUGCGGCUGGCGCGGCACUCGCUGGGGCUGCAGACGCUGGGGCUGACGGCGCGGCGCUGCACGCGCGAGUUCGGCCUCCUGCUGCUCUUCCUCUGCGUGGCCAUCGCGCUCUUCGCACCCCUGCUCUACGUCAUCGAGAACGAGAUGGCCGCCUCGCAGGAGUUCACCAGCAUCCCCGCCUGCUACUGGUGGGCUGUCAUCACCAUGACCACCGUGGGAUACGGGGACAUGGUGCCCAGGAGCAUCCCCGGGCAGGUGGUGGCUCUGAGCAGCAUCCUGAGCGGAAUCCUGCUCAUGGCCUUCCCGGUCACCUCCAUCUUCCACACCUUCUCGCGCUCCUACCUGGAGCUGAAGCAGGAGCAGGAGAGGAUCAUGUACAGGAGAGCGCAGUUCCUGCUGAAAGCCAAGUCUCAGAUGAGCAAUGAGUCACAGGGCAGCGAGGUUUUGUUCACCACUCUCUCUUCCGAGACCAGGGACAACGAAUGAAAUUUAUGUUGCUGUUUCUCUUGCUGUCAUUGUGUCAGAUUCCAUCUUUUAAUUCGCUCUGGGAGCACCUUACCAAGGUAAAUCCUCAUAUUAAAAGGGAGAGAAGGAGCCCUGAGCAGGACCUGACGUGGGUUAAGAAGUCUGUUAUUGUGCUGUUCCUUCCUCCCCCCCGUACAAUGUAUAGGGCAGAACCUUCACUGAGAUCAUGCAGAGGGAUUUAAGGAAUUAAACCUUCUCUGGCAACAACAACAAAAAAAGAGCAACAUAUAAUUAUGCACUUGACAGGCUGUUUUGCCAUUUGUAAUACACAUUUUUCCAACCGAAUCACACACAAUGUACAUAAUCAUUAUUCAGGCCACCAUUUUUCUUGUUCUCCUUGUAUAUAAAUAAUGUAAAUACAUCAGGAUUAAUGGCUAAAUUCUCUCCCAGUAACUCGCCCUAGAGCGUAAUGGAAAUAACCACAGAUGUUUGUCCCAUUGUGCUUUAAAAAAGUCAAGUGAGAUUCGCCACUCACCACAGAACCAGCUCUGUCUCUGCAGGUCAGCCCUAACCACAGCAGAACAGAAGAAUGGAGCUGCUCAUGGCAUAACCUUGCUAAAGAUGUAAAUACUCAGAGCUCACCAGCUUCAAAAUUGAAUUGAUGUUAGAGCAUUGAUCCGAUGCCAUGGAAUGCAACAUUCCAGGGAACAAAGCCUUGGAGUUUGGUAGCACUUAAUGCCAUUACCAAGAAUGACUAGCUGCAAAUCCACUGAAAAUGCAUGAGGAGAUGCCAGCCUUCCCCAGCAGCUGUUCCCACCUCACCAUCCCUCAGCUCUGCAGGGGAACUGGGACAGGGCAGAUCCCAGGGACCCCAGCACUGCUGGGCAAACUGGGGCCACCCCUUCCACAGAGGCAUGAGCAGGAAAUGUGUGAGGGAAAAGGAAAAUGUGAUUUGAGCCGUGGAGGGGUGCACUGAGAGCUUUGUGCUUCACUGUCCUGCACCAGGAGGGACUCGGGACAGGAUUCACUUCACCCUGCCAUGGUCACACACGUGGGGGUAAUGGGGAGCAUUUGAAAUGGGACAGGAAAAAGCAAAGAACACCCUAAAGCACAGCCAGGUCUUGUUCACCUUGGGCCAGGCUCUGUGCUGAGGGCAGGGGGAGCACAGGGGGUGUUUGGGUUUGGCACAGGUUUCUGUGCAGGUUCAUGGCACACCCCAUUUAUUUUAGAGGGAGUGACACUGACUUGCAGAACAGCUCAGGAGAAAAAACUUCAGAACUUAAAAAAUAAUUCAAUCCACUUUUUUGAUUUCAUGUGUGCUUAGAGGUAAAGGAAAGCUGAUUUAAGGAGUUUCACCUAUUUCCCACUCUUUUUUAGUUAAAUGACUUAAUAGCAGUUAAGAGCUUGGGGAAUUUACAAGUCCCCAUCACACUGACCAAUGCUUCUUUGUCUUAAUUUUCAGAAAUACUAUUUCUUAUUGGCAUUUCUGGAGCAGGUUGUGAGAAAUGUCAGAAUGCACAAUGGUUUUAUGGUUUAAAUGAAGGCCAAGGACACAACAUUGUCCUUCCAAAAAAAGUGAACUCAGUUUCUCAGUCUGUGCUGAAGCCCACAGUAUGCUGAUUUUCUGUUCAAAUGUCUUUAAAAUACAAUUUGAAGCUCUUCUGAUAUGCUUGCUCCUGAAGGAAAAUUCCAAAACUUUUAAACAUGCACUUUGCAAAUAAUUAGGGCUCUAGAAUUCUCCAGUCUGUGGUGGGGAAAUGUGCCUAUGGAACAUUACUGCAGAGUGCUAAAAUAUCCAGUCUAAACUCUUGGCAAUUAAUCCUGUGCCAAAGCUGCAAAUGAACCAGCUUUUCACUCUUGUUCUUCAUCUUUAAUUAGAGUUGGACAAAAAACAGGAACAUCGUGACAAAAAAUUCUUCUCCCCAUUUUUUUUUCAAAUUUCAAAACUGUUUGAUCAUCUGGAGCAUUGGCUCCAGAACAAGUGCUAUGCAUCUUCUACCUUUGUGUCAGCGUUCGUUAUAAAAAGAACUGGUAAUUAGAUUAGUCCUGUGAGCAACAGUUGCUUAUCUCAGAAUGUGUUUGACAGGCUGAGCCAUAAAUAAGGAGCUGUAUGUGAAUAUAAGGAGAAAUCAAGACUUACCAAAUAAAACCCAAGCUCAGUUCCAUGUUCUGCUAGCUAAUAAAUGCUGUGGGCCAUCCAUUUUCUCACUGUCUUUACAUUAAUGCUCAUUUAUUUCAUGUAUCACUUUUUUUUUGUUUUUUAUCCCACAACUAGAGCUCGAUUCUAAAGCCCUUGUCCAAUAAAAAUAAAAUAAAAAAUACCACCCUGGAGUUGGGUGUUGGUUGA
Messenger RNA from Catharus ustulatus (Swainson's thrush), 4356 nucleotides. It is a transcript of the gene KCNG1, whose product is annotated as potassium voltage-gated channel modifier subfamily G member 1. NCBI's taxonomy places the organism in Eukaryota, Metazoa, Chordata, Aves, Passeriformes, Turdidae. Bases 501 to 2030 code for a protein of 509 amino acids. Gene Ontology annotation, biological process: protein homooligomerization; potassium ion transmembrane transport; regulation of delayed rectifier potassium channel activity. The record is from RefSeq and is a predicted model, not a curated record. Gene Ontology annotation, molecular function: delayed rectifier potassium channel activity. The transcript has 4 exons. Gene Ontology annotation, cellular component: membrane; voltage-gated potassium channel complex.